Molecule: messenger RNA, 951 nt
Organism: Poeciliopsis prolifica (blackstripe livebearer)
Lineage: Eukaryota; Metazoa; Chordata; Actinopteri; Cyprinodontiformes; Poeciliidae
Product: tripartite motif-containing protein 29-like
Exons: 3
Coding region: 13-951 (312 amino acids)
Molecular function (GO): zinc ion binding
Source: RefSeq, a predicted model, not a curated record
CUCACACAGUCGAUGUUAUUGAGAGCUGAAAUGGAGCAGAAAGAUCAACUCACCCACUGCUAUGCUGGACCUGAAGAUGUGGCCUGUGAUGUCUGCACUGGGAGGAAAAGGAAAGCUGACAAGUCCUGUCUGGUUUGUUUGGUUUCUUAUUGUGAGAAACAUCUCCAACCUCACUAUGGUUCUCCAUCAUUUAAAAAUCACAAGCUAGUGAAUCCUUCCAAGAACCUCCAGGAGAACAUCUGCUCUCGUCAUGAUGAGGUGAUGAAGAUCUUCUGUCGUACUGAUCAGCAGAGUAUCUGUUAUCUCUGCACUAUGGAUGAACAUAAAGGCCAUGAAACAGUCCCAGCUGCAGCAGAAAUGGAUGAGAAGCAGAAGAAGCUCCAGGAGAGUCGACAACAAAUCCAUCAGAGAAUCCAGGACCAAGAGAAAGAUGUGAAGCUGCUUCAACGAGAGGUGGAGGCCAUCAAUGUCUCUGCUGAUAAAGCAGUGGAGGACAGUGAGAAGAUCUUCACUGAGCUGAUCCGUCUCCUCCAGGAAAGAAGCUCUGAUGUGAAGCAGCAGAUCAGAUCCCAGCAGGAAACUGAAGUGAGUCGAGUCAAAGAUGUUCAGGAGAAGCUGCAGCAGGAGAUCACUGAGCUGAAGAGGAAAGACGCUGAGCUGGAGCAGUUCUCACACACAGAGGAUCACACCCAGUUUCUCCUCAACUACCCCUCACUGCCAGCACUCAGUGAGUCUACAGGAUCAUCCAGCAUCAUUGUUCGUCCUCUGAGACACUUUAAGGACAUAACAGAAGCUGUGUCAGAGCUCAGAGACAAACUACAGGACGUCCUGAGAGACUCAUGGACAAACAUACCAGGUCCAGUUUCCUCCAGAGUGGGAGUGUAUCUGGACCACAGAGCAGAGUCCAGACCAGAUUCACUGAGCCUCUACUUGCUGGCAUUGGACUUUUGA